Molecule: messenger RNA, 957 nt
Organism: Euleptes europaea (tarantolino)
Lineage: Eukaryota; Metazoa; Chordata; Lepidosauria; Squamata; Sphaerodactylidae
Product: olfactory receptor 49-like
Exons: 1
Coding region: 1-957 (318 amino acids)
Biological process (GO): G protein-coupled receptor signaling pathway
Cellular component (GO): membrane
Molecular function (GO): olfactory receptor activity; G protein-coupled receptor activity
Source: RefSeq, a predicted model, not a curated record
AUGAAUAGCACCAUGGUGAGGGAAUUCAUACUUUUGGGGUUUACGGACAACCAUGAGCUUGAAAUCUUCCUUUUCGUUGUUCUUUCUGGGACUUAUAUUUUGACCAUUGCGGGGAACAUGGUAAUAAUUGUGAUCACAUUGGUGGAUCACCGUCUCUACACCCCAAUGUAUUUUUUCCUCCGACAUUUUGCAGUCUUAGAGAUUGGGUUCACCACAUCCACCAUACCCAAGGCAUUGGCCAACAUGGCCAUGGGUCACAAGAGUAUCUCUGUAUCUGGUUGCUUUAUACAGUUCUUUGUGUACUUUGUCUUGGGGACAACAGAGUUCUUUCUGUUGGCAGUAAUGUCUGUUGACAGAUAUGUGGCCAUCUGUAACCCUCUUCGCUACUCAACUAUCAUGCACAGUCAAGUCUGCUCAUUGCUGGCUCUUUGCUCAUGGCUUGGAGGUUUUCUACUGAUUCUGGGUCCAGCAGUUGCAUUAUUUCAGAUGCCGUUUUGUGGCUCAAACACCAUCAACCAUUUUUUCUGUGACAAUGGACCACUGAUCAAACUGGCAUGUAUUGACACGAGUCUACUUGAACUUAUGGAUUUCCUCAUUGCCAUACUCUCUCUCAUUGGGACCUUGACAGUUACCAUCAUAUCCUAUGUCAACAUUGUUUCCACCAUCUUGAGCAUCCCAUCAUCCACUGGGAGGCGGAAGGCCUUCUCCACUUGUGCCUCUCACCUCACAGUGGUGUCCAUCAGUUAUGGGAGCUGCAUUUUCAUGUACAUCAAACCCCAAGGCACCAGUGAGUUCGGCUUCAGCAAGUUAGUGUCAAUUCUUAACCUAGUUGUGUCUCCUUUAUUGAAUCCAUUCAUAUAUUGCCUAAGGAACAAGCAGGUUCAAGAGGCCCUGAGAACUGUAUUUAGACAGGGUAUAUUUAGACCGUGUGUUGGGUUCUUCAAAAGUUCUAUAUGA